Bolinopsis microptera is the source of this 744-nucleotide messenger RNA. RefSeq lists its product as uncharacterized. The transcript has 2 exons. Lineage: Eukaryota; Metazoa; Ctenophora; Tentaculata; Lobata; Bolinopsidae. The coding region runs from base 1 to 744 and encodes 247 amino acids. The record is from RefSeq and is a predicted model, not a curated record.
AUGUCAUCUGCAUUCGACACCAUUAAGAGAUCAGUUUUGCUAGAACUUCUUGCUGAUGCUGGUUGUAGUGAAAACGACAUCCGACUGGUAAGGUACCUACUCUCAUGUACCAAACUGAAGAUUAAAGUGAGGUCUACCGUAUCAGGGGAGUUCAUUGUCACGAUAGGUGCGUUCCAAGGUGAUAGUUUGUCUGGAAACCUUUUCACCCUGUAUUUGGCUGGCGCACUUUAUCACCUUCGUGCCUUUAUGUCUUAUCUAAGACCCAACCCUCCGUUUGCUGAAAACCUGCUACCUCUUGAGUGGGAGUACGCAGACGACGCAGACUUCACAGACGAGGAUAAAAAGAAUUUGGAGUCCAUGUUACCAAUAUGCAAGGAGAUAUUGGAGGAGUGGAAUCUUUUUGUCAACGAAUCAAAUACAGAAUUCACACAUAUCUAUCUGGCCGAGAAGAACGAAGUUGAUGACAAAGGAGAGCCACUUCGAGGAAGAGAGCCCUGGAGAUCAUCUAUCUCACUUGGUUCCAAAUUGUGCAGCAACGAGGACAUAAAAAGACGAUGUAUUCUGGCAAAUCUAGCUUUCCAAACCUACAAGAAAGUUUGGGAACAAGGUAAACGCAUACCUCUUAAGACCAGACUUAAGAUCUACGAAGCCCAGGUGGUCUCCGUCUUAAUGACCUCCCUAAAUAAUAUACCACAUAUCUGUUCUUGGCAGAUGCCUGGAUAUGGCGAAUUGCCGGUUGCUUAA